Danio aesculapii is the source of this 1815-nucleotide messenger RNA. RefSeq names its product MYC proto-oncogene, bHLH transcription factor a (gene myca). NCBI's taxonomy places the organism in Eukaryota, Metazoa, Chordata, Actinopteri, Cypriniformes, Danionidae. Gene Ontology annotation, molecular function: protein dimerization activity; RNA polymerase II cis-regulatory region sequence-specific DNA binding; DNA-binding transcription factor activity, RNA polymerase II-specific. The transcript is spliced from 3 exons. Gene Ontology annotation, biological process: positive regulation of cell population proliferation; regulation of transcription by RNA polymerase II. The record is from RefSeq and is a predicted model, not a curated record. Bases 243 to 1484 code for a protein of 413 amino acids.
CCCUGACAAGCAGCCUAUCAGUCUGUCCAGAAUCUGAGAGCUGCACCAGCGCGCAGGGUUGUUUAUAUUUUCCAUCACUUUCCUUUCCACUUGACCGUGACUCUGAAGCCACUUAUGCUGCAAGAGACUGGAGCAAACUGUUGGAUUUUACUUCUCGCUCCUUAUUUUUUGCUCUCUUUUCAUUGCAUUGCGUCUCGAAAGAAACCAUUCUGAAACGGCAUUCGUUAAAUACAAGUGUCAAAAUGCCGGUGAGUGCGAGUUUGGCGUAUAAAAACUACGAUUACGACUACGACUCCAUCCAGCCCUACUUCUACUUCGAUAACGACGAUGAGGAUUUUUAUCACCAUCAGCAAGGACAGACUCAACCUUCAGCCCCCAGCGAGGACAUUUGGAAGAAAUUCGAACUGCUGCCCACACCGCCCCUCUCGCCCAGCCGGAGACAGUCGCUCUCCACCGCGGAACAGCUGGAGAUGGUCAGCGAGUUCCUGGGAGACGACGUGGUCAGCCAGAGCUUCAUCUGCGAUGAUGCGGACUACUCCCAGUCCUUCAUCAAGUCCAUCAUCAUCCAGGACUGCAUGUGGAGCGGCUUUUCUGCCGCUGCCAAGUUGGAGAAAGUGGUUUCGGAGAGACUGGCGUCUUUGCACGCCGAGAGGAAGGAACUGAUGUCUGACAGCAGCUCAAAUCGACUAAACGCGAGUUAUUUGCAGGAUCUGAGCACCUCUGCAUCAGAAUGCAUCGAUCCUUCUGUGGUCUUCCCAUAUCCUCUGACAGAGUGUGGGAAAGCCAGCAAGGUUGCGCCAUCGAAGCCCAUGCUGGUUCUGGACACUCCACCUAACAGCUCCAGCAGCAGUGGCAGUGAUUCAGAAGAUGAAGAAGAAGAGGAUGAGGAGGAGGAAGAAGAAGAAGAGGAAGAGGAAGAAGAAGAGGAGGAAGAAGAGGAAGAAAUUGAUGUAGUGACUGUGGAAAAGCGACAGAAAAGGCACGAGACGGAUGCUUCAGAGUCGAGGUACCCCAGUCCCCUAGUUUUGAAGCGCUGUCACGUCUCCACCCACCAGCACAACUACGCCGCCCAUCCGUCAACGCGGCAUGACCAGCCAGCUGUCAAAAGGCUACGACUUGAGGCUAGCAACAACAACAGCAUCAACAGCAGCAGCAGCAGCAGCAGCAACAGGCAUGUGAAGCAGCGCAAGUGUGCGAGUCCUCGGACAUCGGAUUCUGAGGACAAUGACAAACGCAAGACUCACAAUGUGCUGGAGCGCCAGCGCAGAAACGAACUCAAACUAAGCUUUUUCGCACUACGGGAUGAGAUCCCUGAGGUUGCGAAUAACGAGAAAGCGGCUAAAGUGGUUAUCUUAAAGAAGGCAACAGAGUGCAUCCACAGCAUGCAGUUGGAUGAGCAGAGGCUGCUGUCCAUCAAAGAACAGCUGAGGCGAAAGAGCGAACAGUUAAAACACAGGCUUCAGCAGCUGCGGAGUUCACAUUAAUGAAUCUGUGUCACAAGCGAAAAGACUUUCCAAGAACUCCCACCCCCCUGCUUUUUUAUGCAAGACUGUUGCUGUGUAUAGUUUUAACGUUGCAUGUCAAAUGCAUUUUUUUUUCCUUUUGAAUAUUGUCAACUUUUUUCAUGUUUGAAACUGCCAGUUUGGUUGCAAACUGCAAGGUUGUUCAAAUAAUUUGUAUUUAAGGCAUUUAUUUUUAUUAAUAAAAUAAGAAAAAUAUAGGGAUGCACAACCCUAGAGUAAAAUCGUUUUGUAAGUUUUUGUAUAUAAUGAAUUAAUAUUUCCUAAGAAAAAUAUUUUUGAAUCUGUAUUAGAU